GCUCCUUCAAAUUCUUUAUCUCCACAGCUCCCGUGUUCUAAAAUCUCAUAUCAAGAUUUGAUAAACUUCACAGAUGGCUUCUUCAAACAUGAUUCUUAAGCUUUUGGUUGACAAGAGAGUCCAGAAAGUCUUAUAUGCAGAAGCAAGCAAGGAGUUCGUGGAUCUUCUUUUCCACAUCUUCGCUUUACCUCUUGGCACACUCAUCAAGUUCCCGAGCUCCAAACAAAUGGUGGGUUGCUUAGGUAAACUCAAAGAAAGCAUCGAAACCCUUAAUCAAACCCACCUUCAACCAGACCAUGAUAAGCCCUCUGCAUCAAAAGCAAAAACACUCUUCAUGUGUAGCUAUGCUCCAGGUUCAAUACCCUUUGAUGGGUACGGGUUUUGUGGACUUAGGCAUGUGAGUGAUCAUCAAGAUGCUAGGUGUCUGCAGUGUGGUCGUUUGAUGAAUGUCCCAAUGACGUUCGUUAGGUGGCCUAGUAAUGAAGAAGCUGUGGUGAAGGAGACUGUUACUUAUAUGGUGAUGGAUGACCUUGUAAUCAAGCCAAUGUCCACCAUCACAAGCAUUACUCUCAUCAAUAACUAUGGUGUGAAGGAUUUGAGCCAGCUUGAGGAGAUAGCAUUGCCUUUUGGAAAAGAUGAGGCAUUUGAGCUGCUGAAGUUAUCUUUGAUGACCGAUCAAGUGCUAACAACUCUAUUCCGGCACAUAAAAGAAGCUUAG
Lactuca saligna is the source of this 718-nucleotide messenger RNA. Lineage: Eukaryota; Viridiplantae; Streptophyta; Magnoliopsida; Asterales; Asteraceae. The record is from the annotation of a GenBank genome assembly.